AUGAGUUCAGUAGGUGGUGCAAGUAUUGGCGUAGGUCUUUACGCCGUGGUAAGCAACCCAGCACAGAUUGCUGCGAAACCCGAGGAAGCCGAUGAAAAGAGACAUCACCUGAAGAACGGCAAAGGAUUUACGAACCCGUGGGAUAGCUAUGUAGAGUCAAGUCCCUGGGAACUGCUCAUCAAGGGUAUGCUCUGGCGCAAGAUUACCGGUCAAGCAAACAGUCCAGACACCUCGCCACCGACAGUACCAGUCCAUAAGCCAAUAUUCCUUCCCUCCCGAGAGACGUCACGACUUCGUGCAACGUGGCUCGGCCACGCAUGCUACUAUAUAGAGUUCCCGAGCGGCUUUCGUGUUCUCUUUGACCCCGUCUUUGAAGAUUGCUGUGCACCGUUCACUAUAAAGAGCCUUAAACGCUACACGCCCCCUCCAUGUGAGAUCGAAGACUUGCCAAUUGUCGACGCAGUAGUUAUAAGCCACAACCACUACGAUCACUUAAGCUACCCAACGAUUCAGCGCUUGAAAAAGAAAUUCCCCGAGGCGCAUUUCUUUGCGCCCCUGGGCAAUAAAGAGUGGUUCGAGAAGAGCGGGGUCACGAAAGUCACAGAAUUAGAUUGGUGGGAGAGUAGAGAUGUCAAGUUGGAGGAAUUGUCGCAAAAGGGGGGUAGGGCUGGCUCUGUCUCAGUGAGUUCGGUGGACAUGGACAAGACUAGUGGUAUUACAGCGACAAUUGGUGCGCUGCCUUGUCAGCACAUUAGUGCAAGGACGCCCUUCGACAAGGCCAAGACCCUCUGGGCAAGCUGGAGUGUGGAAUCUGGCGGAGCGAAGGUCUACUUUGCUGGUGACACAGGCUACCGCACGGUUCCGUCUAGCAUUCCAACCACAGAAGACGACUACUCGGCUGCGUACUCGCACUUACCCACCUGCCCGGCUUUCUCCCAGAUCGGUCAACAUCGCGGCCCCUUCGAUCUCGGUCUUAUUCCUAUUGGCGCUUACGAACCUCGUUGGAUGUUCAGCAACGUGCAUGCUAGCCCCAAAGACGCGGUCAACAUCUUCGCGGACACGAAAUGCAAGAGAGCGCUAGGCAUGCAUUGGGGUACUUGGGUGUUGACUGAGGAAGAGGUCAUGGCACCGCCAAAGGAGCUGCAAGAGGCUUGUGAGUGGAAGGGGAUCAAGGGGGGCAAAGAAGGCUUUGGGGUUUGUGAUAUUGGGGAGAGUACUGAGUUCGAGUCCGGACAAGCUACAAGGAAGUAA
Messenger RNA from Alternaria ventricosa, 1251 nucleotides. RefSeq lists its product as uncharacterized. Gene Ontology annotation, biological process: N-acylethanolamine metabolic process; N-acylphosphatidylethanolamine metabolic process. Gene Ontology annotation, molecular function: zinc ion binding; N-acylphosphatidylethanolamine-specific phospholipase D activity. Gene Ontology annotation, cellular component: membrane-bounded organelle; cytoplasm. Bases 1 to 1251 code for a protein of 416 amino acids. NCBI's taxonomy places the organism in Eukaryota, Fungi, Ascomycota, Dothideomycetes, Pleosporales, Pleosporaceae. The transcript has 3 exons. The record is from RefSeq and is a predicted model, not a curated record.